This is a messenger RNA of Oryzias latipes (Japanese medaka), 976 nucleotides long. It is a transcript of the gene dcun1d1, whose product is annotated as DCN1, defective in cullin neddylation 1, domain containing 1 (S. cerevisiae). The record is from RefSeq and is a predicted model, not a curated record. Gene Ontology annotation, biological process: protein neddylation. Gene Ontology annotation, molecular function: cullin family protein binding; ubiquitin conjugating enzyme binding; ubiquitin-like protein binding. Lineage: Eukaryota; Metazoa; Chordata; Actinopteri; Beloniformes; Adrianichthyidae. Gene Ontology annotation, cellular component: ubiquitin ligase complex.
CUUUUCCCUCUAACCAGUGACUGUAACUGAUGUCAUUUGUUGCUAGCUUCAUGGGAGGAAGAGGAGUCAGUCAAAGACAAACAUGAACAAGCUGAAGUCCUCUCAAAAGGAUAAAGUUCGACAGUUUGUGGUUUUCACACAGUCCAGUGACAAGACUGCAUUGAGUUACUUGACUCAAAAUGACUGGAAGUUAGAUGUUGCCAUUGAUAAGUUUUUUCAAAAUCCAGAGCUCUACCUUUCAAAUCUAAAGGGCGGCUUUGACAAGAAGAAGCUUGAGCAGCUCUAUAACAGAUACAGAGAUCCUCAUGAUCCCAACAAAAUAGGCAUUGAUGGGAUUCAGCUCUUCUGCGAUGACUUGGCGUUGGAUCCUGCAAGCAUAAGUGUUCUUCUCAUAGCUUGGAAAUUUCGAGCUGCAACUCAGUGCGAGUUCUCCAAACAAGAGUUCAUGGAUGGCAUGACGGAACAGGGAUGUGACAGCAUAGACAAGCUGAAGGCCCAGCUGCCAAAGAUGGAGCAAGAAUUGAAGGAUCCGGGGAAAUUCAAGGACUUUUACCAGUUUACAUUUAACUUUGCUAAGAAUCCAGGCCAGAAAGGUUUGGAUCUAGACAUGGCAAUCGCAUAUUGGAAUUUAGUACUGCCAGGAAAAUUCAAGUUUUUGGACUUGUGGAACCAAUAUUUAAUUGAACACCACAAACGAUCGAUUCCCAAGGACACUUGGAAUCUCCUGCUGGACUUUAGCUCCAUGAUCACAGAUGACAUGUCGAAUUAUGACGAAGAAGGAGCUUGGCCUGUACUUAUCGAUGACUUUGUGGAGUUUGCACGACCGCAAAUCGGAACCAAGAGCACAACAGUUUAACAGCUGGACACACUUGCAGUGAACGGAGGACUAGUGGACCGUAAUGAGAUGGAACUUUGUUGCCUUCUCAACCCUCAGGACUGAAAUAUUUUAUACUGCAGAGACUUUAUUAAAAAAAAA